AUGAUUGCAAUAGUAUAAACUCCAAGUACUGUACAAUCAACAAGAUAAUGUAAAACAGUAAUAGAUUGAUUUGACAUUGAUUUAGCCUGGGGAAUAUGAUCAUUUCAGAAGAAUAUUAAAAACAAGAUAAAGAUUUCCAUCAAGUUCAGAUUGCAAGUUUAGGAAAUCUUUAACUAGUCCAUUAAAAAAAUAUAGUGCUAAUUAAACUAUAGAAAAAAGAGUUCUUCAUACUUUAUAGGAUAGACCUAAAACAUAAGCAGAUUUACCAGAAAGACCUCCAGAAUAUUACAAUUUAUUCAAUUUACCUUAUAAGAACUAUAAAUAUUAAAAGCCUCCUGGAUAAAUUAAUGUUGCUGAAUAUCUAGAAGGAACUUAUAAAUUGGGUAAAACUACAGGUAUAUGGGACAAAAAUAUACUACAUAAGAAAUUAAAUGUUAAUAAGUAUUAAUUGAUAUAUAAGGAUUUAGUCUGUAACUGAAGAGAAGUAAUUACACUUCAAAUCAUUUAAUAAAAGCAAGAAAACCAUAAGGGCCAUCAAGUUGUUUAGAGACAAUUUAUAUUGCUAAAUUAUAAUUAGAUAAUGAACAAUCUAAUGAGGUUUUAAUUAAAAUGAAGGCUAUGGAAGAUUCUUUAAAAUAAGAUAUUCAAAAGUAUCUAGUUGAAGGAUCAACAACUCAACUUUAAAUAAAAUUUCCAUCAUAAUCAUAUAUUUUAAAUAGAUGGACUAGAUAAUCAGUAGGUUAGGAUGCACCUUUAUGCUCAAAAUGUGAAUUGAUUCCUAAAUUUACUUUUUAAAAAAACCAAGUUAAUAAUAGCGUAGAAUCAUUAAAAAGAUCUAUGAUUUAAUUUCAAACUUAAGAAAAUACUUCCUAAAUAACAGAAUUACCAUAACCAAUUAAAUUUUUAAAAUUUGAGUAAAACAUUUCUAUUGAUAGAGCAGUCCUAAAAUAAAUUAAUUUUGGCAUCUCUACAAAACUAAAGGAAUGACAAUGAAAUCAUUAAAAACAAGCUUCAAAAUAUUUUAGAAACCAAUAAUAGGUGAUAGAUUAUUAUUAAGUUUUGAUUUGAGUCCUUAGAAUAAUGAAGAAAAGGUGUCAUAUAAAUAAUUUUGCCACUUUAUGAGAGUUUUCGUAUAUAAAAAAGCUUUUUUAAAGGAGAGUAUAGAUAGUUUAUUGAAUGUAAUAAAAUCAAAUUAAAAAUAGUUUUAUGAUCCUGAGAAACAACAGAGAAUUACAAAUAGAGAAUUUAUAAAUAUAAAUAGGAUACUUUGUGAGUAAUUUAUGGAGAACCAUUCAACAGUGAAGCCAAUAUAUUAAGAAUUAAUUUAGAAUUUUAGAUUGUCAAAAGUAAUAAGUGAUGAAAAUGAUUCUUAUUUUGAUUAAUAAGCAUUCAAACAUGUUUUCAUAUCAAAUUAGAUGAAUAUAUAGGAUAUAAUAGAAUUGAUUAGUGAUGAGUGA
Molecule: messenger RNA, 1457 nt
Organism: Paramecium sonneborni
Lineage: Eukaryota; Ciliophora; Oligohymenophorea; Peniculida; Parameciidae
Source: the annotation of a GenBank genome assembly